Molecule: messenger RNA, 2782 nt
Organism: Argentina anserina (silverweed cinquefoil)
Lineage: Eukaryota; Viridiplantae; Streptophyta; Magnoliopsida; Rosales; Rosaceae
Product: glutamate receptor 2.7-like
Exons: 5
Coding region: 6-2627 (873 amino acids)
Cellular component (GO): plasma membrane
Molecular function (GO): ligand-gated monoatomic ion channel activity; signaling receptor activity
Source: RefSeq, a predicted model, not a curated record
ACAGUAUGUCUUGGGGCCUUUUGGUUUUGCUGUUGCUGGUGAAUUCAGCCCUGGCCAAUGGAAGAGGGGACAGAUGUCAAGAAACCCAACGACACAGGGUUGCAAGAAUAGGAGCUGUAGUUGAUCUCACUUCUCGUGUGGGAAAAGAACAAAGAAUAGCCAUGGAUUUGGCUAUCCAAGACCUUCUUCACUCGAGCUGCCUUAGAGUAAACUUAGACCUCAGAGAUUCACAAGGCAAUUCUGCCAAAUCAACUGCUGCUGCAAUCAAUCUUCUGAAUCAUAAAAAAGUUGAAGCCAUAGUUGGAACACUAACCAUGCAAGAAGCAGCUCUGGUCACUGAGAUUGAUGAUUGGACCGCAAACUUCACCAUCCUAUCACUUACUUCAAUUGCCAUAAGCCCAUCUCCAGCCUCACUUCAGCUGCCAAAUUUUCUUCAAGUAGCAAAUGACAUUGUUAUCCAUAUGCAAUGCUUAGCAGCCUUAGUUGGUCAUUUCCAAUGGAGAAAGGUCACUGCAAUUUAUGAACAAAACAAUGACUUUACUUCCUAUUCUGGAAUGAUAUCUAUCCUCUCUGAUUCACUUAAAUUAGUCAACUCAGAGAUUGAACACCAUCAAUCUUUCCCAGCCUUUUCUUCUCUCUCUGAUCCGGAUGCCUUUUUUUAUGAAGAGCUGAAGAAGUUGAGGAGCAAAAGCAACAGGGUUUUCAUAGUUACCCAGUUUUCUUUAAAUUCAGCUGUUUUUCUCUUUAAAAAGGCAGAGGAAAUGGGGAUGAUGGGCAAAGGCUAUGUCUGGAUUGUCACUGAUGAGAUUGCAAGCCUGAUCGACUCUGUAAAUUCUUCUAUUAAGUACAACAUGCAAGGUGUACUUGGCAUCAAAACCAACUUUAUGGAAACAACCAACAAUUUUGUGAAGUUCAAAACCAGAUUUCGCAGACUAUAUGGACUACAAUACCCUGAAGAAGAAGAAAACUCUAGUCCAAGCAUCAUUGCUCUUCGAACAUAUGAUACAAUGCAGGCCAUUGCUGUAGCCAUGAAAAAGGCUACCUCAAAACAUUUGUCUCAAGAAAUUGUGUCCACCAAAUUCCAAGGUCUAAGUGGCAUGAUGGAGUUCAAGAAUGGCAUGCUGUCCCCACCACCAACCUAUCAAAUCAUCAACGUUUUUGGCAGAAGCUACAGCGAGAUUGCAUUCUGGUCACCAAGCUUUGGUUUCUCAGAUGACAGGAACAAUCACAUUGAUAUGAAGAAGAGGACUCAUCAGAACUAUGUCCAUGUUUUGGGUCCAAUCAACUGGCCAGGUGGCUUACAAGCAGCUCCAAAGGGGUGGACUCUUGUCAAUGGAGAGAGACCUUUGCAGAUAGGUAUUCCAGCUAAGGGUGCCUUCAAUCAGUUCGUGAAAGUAACAUAUGACCAGGACAAGAAUCGUACACACAUCUCAGGGUUUUCAAUUGACAUGUUUCAAAAAGCUUCCAAAAACCUGCCUUAUGAGUUGCCUUAUGUGUUUGUUCCCUUCAAUGGCUCAUAUGAUGAAUUGGUGGAACAGGUCUACUACAAGCGCUUGGAUGCAGCUGUUGGUGAUAUAGAAGUCCUAGCUGAGCGGUAUCAUUAUGUUGAGUUCUCACAACCAUAUAUAAGCUCUGGACUUCAGAUGGUAGUCACUGUAAAACCAGACAAGCUGAAGGAAAAAUGGAUGUUCAUGCAGGCCUUUAGCAAAACCAUGUGGUUGCUCAUGAUCACUAUACACCUUUCUGUAUGCUUUGUCGUUUGGUUUAUUGAAAAUGAGCAUGGCGAAAACCUUGAUUUAAAGGGCAUUGGGGCCAUUUUGUGGUUUUCUGUCACCGUUUUGUUCUUUGCUCAAAGAGAGCGAAUUCAGAGUAAUUUGGCAAGGCUGGUGCUGACUCCAUGGUUAGUUGUGAUACUACUAGUAACGGCCACUUUCACAGCGAGCCUCACUUCUAUGAUGACUAUCUCUAGAGUCCAGCCAUCUGUGCUCGAUGUGGAAACACUUCAAAAAAUAAAUGGAACUGUUGGAUGUAAUGGCAACUCUUUUAUAAUAAGGUACCUGAUCGAUGUUCUAGAGUUCAGACCAGAAAACAUCAAGAGAAUAUCCUCCAUAAGUGACUACCCAAAGGCCUUUGAGAACGGAGAUAUUCAAGCAGCAUUCUUCGUCGGCCCCCAUGCUAAAGUCUUCCUCGCAUGUUACUGCAACGGCUAUAUGAAAGCAGGCCCUAUAUACAAGCCUAGCGGCUUUGCAUUUGUUUUUCCAAAGGGGUCUCCUCUGGCAAUUGACAUGUCAAAGGCAAUCCUAGAUGUAAACGAGAAGAAACAAGUGGAGCUAUUAGAAAAACAAAUGCUCUCCUCCUUCAACUGUUCAACUUCACUCAACUUGAACGAUGGUCCUAUAGGUUAUGAGCCCUUUUCUGGCUUGUUUCUAAUCUCAGGUUUGGUUUGUGCAUUUGCAAUUCUGGUUACGACUGGGCGCAUAGCCAGUAGGCAUCUGCAGAAUAUGAGCUGCAUACGAGCAAUACUCAUCAAAACAAGAAUUCUAAGCUGGGCUUUUAUGUACUUGAUUCAGAGCUGCAGCAAAACUCAAAAGCAGUGCCCCACAAGCUCCUUUCUACAAGGAACAUGACCAGUACUGGUGAGAUAGUGAUUUAACACUCAUCUGUCAAAAUGUAAAUGCUUAGGGAUACAUUUCUGCACGUAAAGUUAUAGAAUAUAGAUCGAAUGAAAUGUGUAGAUGAUUAAAUCCUAUUUGAGAUUCAGUGAGAAAUGUUAUAAGCAUUA